UAAAUAACGAUUCAUUAUUAUUUGUAGAUCAGUCCGAAUGUACCACAUGAUACAUUGCGGUUUUGAUCCUUUCAAAUACGGCCUGGUUAUUUAACCUACGUUAGGGCGCACUGUUAGCUAGCAAGCCAUCAUUCGUCUGUUUGGCCAAAUACUUAUUAUUUUCCACGGUUUAUUUAGAGGUAUUCCCACUUGACGAAAGUGCAAUGUCGUCGUGGGCACCAGGCGGCAGACGGCCUCAACCCAACCCAAAUGGAGGCAGUGUUAAACCUCUUCGGCCUUUUCGAAGACCAGCACCAUACCCCGUGAGAGAAGACCGGACCGACGACCACAAGGAUUCUGAGAGUUACGAGGAGUUAGACCAACACCAUGACUACUCCGGUAACAACAUGGACUAUGAAGGAUAUCAACAUCAACAAAAUGCUUCUCCCAAAGUUUACAAUGCAGCUGACAAACGUAGCGCCCUCUACCAGCGGUUCUAUAAGCAACUCCAGGAGAAGACACCUGCCGACUGUGUGGUUCUGUCUGUGAGCAACCAGAGCACGGAUUACCCCAAAUCUAUAGGCCACUGUUUGCAGGACCGUGGCCUCUCGGUGGAAAUGAUUUACCUGCAGGCGGAGUCGGGCCUGACCCGGGCCCUACAAGAUGUCCGCUCCGACGGUUCCCCCUUAUGUAUUCUCGUCGAACAGACUAACGUAGCUCUGUCCUCGUGCACAGUAAUCAUAUUUUCAGAAUCACUCAAAAUCCACCGCAACAUGCCCAAGGACCAUGCCAUGGACUUUGUGAUGGCGGAAUAUGGCCGUGGGCUUGGGGAGCGGACGCAGCAGAAGGACCCUGCAGCAACAGGGGCGCGGGCGGCCGAGCUGGUGGAUGACUACCUGGAGAGAGAGAAAGUGGAGAGGCAUGCUGUGCCCUCUGACACCCGCCAGCUGCUCUUCUUCCUGGCCGAGGGAGUUCACCUGUACCCCGAGGAGCUGAGCACCAUCGCGGAGUAUCUUCGCAACCGCCAGGACCAUCUGCAAGCCACGUCUGAGACUGGUGAUGGCCCCCGGCCUGAGAGGAAGAAGAUGUUGCCUCCUGGUUUAGGUAAACCUCCACCGCUGCUACCCACCCCCUCAGGCCCUCAUGGCAGAGAGCCACCCCCUGGGAUGGGAGAGCAACCUGUCACCCCCCUCAUGACUCCAGGCUCAUACCCCAAGACCAAGCCCCCUCCACUGCUGUCCAUGCACCAGGGACAGGGGCUACCUCAUCGUCCCACUCAUGGCCCCCACGGUCCACUACCUCGAGGACCCCCACACCACCAUGGGCCCCCUCCCCCCCGAGGGCCCCCUUCCGCCCGUGGUCUUCCACAGAGUGGCCCCAUGCCCCCACACGGCCCCAGAGGAGCCCCACCAUCACUGAAGAGCCUUCACAUGGGACCCCAGCCUGGGCUGCUCCCCUGUCCAAGUGGUCUGCCUCCACACCCUAACACACCCAGGCGCUGAGAGAAGAACACCUCUAGACCACCAUGGACAGACAGCAGAAAGCAUUAGCGCUGAUCAGAAAACACUGUCAUACUGGCCUGAGGAGUGGGAUCUCCUUCAGCUCAGUGCCCUGCUGCUGCUCUCUCAGGACCCCACACUACCACUCCUCAUCUCAGAGCCCUGUAUAGAUAGUGUCUGCAUCCAUAGUUUAGCAAGCUGAAAUGGAAUGUUGGUUUUAUUUGACUAUUUGGGAGUUCAGAGCUCAAUUUUUUUGAGUUGACCCACAACGAUGUUCAGGAGCCAAGUCAGAACAAAUGACUUUUUUUUUUUAUUGCAUUCUCAAAUUCUUUUUUUUUUUUUUCAUUUAUCUGUUAUUAGUUUUUAUCUGAAAAUUGGCUAUCAAAUAUUAUAAUAAACAAUAGAUUAAAGGCAAAUCAAUCUCAUAUCUUUUGCGAUCAUCUCAUCACACUCAAUGGUCUGUCUUUGGAUUUUUCCUAGGAGGAUCUGAUGCCAGUAUGCGAUCAAUUUAAGAACAUAGUAAGAAAUUCAUGGUAAAGUCUGCACCUGUUGUAUUUGGCGCAUGUGACAAAUAUAAUGACAUUUUAAUCUCGUGAUAAAUAUGAAGGUGAUAUGUUCAGGAGUAGGUCUGAGCAUGUGGUUAUCGACUUCAAUAUUUAUUUAAAGUAAAUUGGUAAUGAUACUGGAGUAAAAUUAGCUAGUUAACAAGAACGGAACUCAGUUUCUUAGGCUCUAUUUUAAAAUAUGUUCUACAGGUGUUUUAUUAGAAUAAAACAUUCCAUUGUAGCUUUUUAAGUUGGCGGUCUGAGAGAAAUGAAUGCUGUUUUAGAGAACUUAAUGUUAAUUCCUUUUUCUGUGUUAUCUCCCAUGAUCAAAUAAAAAAUGUAGCCCCAACCAUCACUCAGUGUUUAGGACAGUAUAAAAGGUGUGACUAAACAGUUUCUGGCAGCUGUUUCCUAUUGGGAACCCUCAGUAUGUGCACAUGAAAAUUAAGAAGUUAUUGUGGAGAUGUUUUUUUUUACAUACACGGUACUAUAUAAAACAUGAGAUACUGUGUGUAUCUAAGUCAACCUUGGCAGUGGUCUGAUGUAACUUCAGACAAGUUGUAGUACUUAUCACUAGAUGGUGCUAUAGAUCCAUUCAACUAUCAUCUUUGAAACCACUGCAUCGCCAAUAUCAAAUGUGUUUUGUCUUCUCUGACAUUGAAAGGCUACAAUCAAUUUAUUUGAAUCAGAAGUCCCAGUUAUUUUUUCAUUGUUUUUGCAACAAGCCUGUAAUGUUGUUUUGCAUGAGAUUGUUUCCUUAGUAAUUACUUAUUCUGUGUCAGUUUAAGCGAACGAAGCACCUCACUGAAUUGAUUAUUAAGAUUAAAGGAAAUAAUCUUGUUACUGAAAGUGUUCUGAGACAGAUAAAGGUGCCAGACUUUUUGAAAAUGAAAUCAAUUCCUCUUGAAUUCAAUUUUCAUCCAUUUCAUAUUGCGCUUCAUGUCAAAGUGUACACCAUUGAGUUUUCUAUGUGGGCAUACACAAUAGAUGUCUAAUAACAGUAGUGGUGGCUCUAUUCAAAGUUUGAAACAAAUAACUAUUUUCAGAGAAAUGGCUGAUGUCCUACAACAAUGCUGAGAAAGAAAGACAUUGUCGGCUAAGAUUCAGACAGUAUAUGUAUUUCCAGUACAUUGUCGAUUGUACAAUGCUUG
Messenger RNA from Oncorhynchus mykiss (rainbow trout), 3174 nucleotides. RefSeq lists its product as uncharacterized. Lineage: Eukaryota; Metazoa; Chordata; Actinopteri; Salmoniformes; Salmonidae. The record is from RefSeq and is a predicted model, not a curated record.